Molecule: messenger RNA, 624 nt
Organism: Arachis duranensis
Lineage: Eukaryota; Viridiplantae; Streptophyta; Magnoliopsida; Fabales; Fabaceae
Product: putative ripening-related protein 1
Exons: 2
Coding region: 1-624 (207 amino acids)
Source: RefSeq, a predicted model, not a curated record
AUGAAUUUACGUGAUGUGCAAAGAGGUGCAAAAAAGGUUAAAGAAACAAUUAAAAAAAUGAGUUUUUGCUCAAAGGCACCCUUAAUUUUCCUCAUCACUUUUAUAAUUAUCACAAAUUGCUUGUCCUCCGAUGCACAAAAAUGUCGCCCAAGCGGCCGAAUCAUAGGGAAGAAACCUCCUCCAGGACAGUGCAACCAAGAAGAUGAUUCGGAUUGUUGCUUGCAAGGCAAGGUAUACACAACCUAUGAAUGUUCGCCACAAGUGACAGCCCAAACAAAGGCCUAUCUCACACUUAACAGCUUCCAGAAAGGUGGAGACGGCGGCGGCCCUUCAGAGUGUGACAACAAGUACCACCCGGACGACACUCCGGUAGUAGCCCUGUCAACAGGAUGGUUCAACAAUAAGAGCAGGUGUCUAAACAACAUUAGGAUCAGCGCGAAUGGGAGGAGCGUGGUGGCGAUGGUGGUGGAUGAGUGUGACUCAAGAAAGGGGUGUGAUGAGGACCAUGAUUACCAACCUCCUUGUAAGAACAACAUUGUUGAUGCCUCUAAGGCUGUUUGGGAAGCAUUGGGUGUACCACAUGAUCAAUGGGGUGGCAUGGACAUUACUUGGUCUGAUGCUUGA